AUGGCGUCGGGGCGCAUGGCGGCUGCGGCGCGGGAGUUUUCCUGGCAGGCUGCGGCCCCGCGGAGGAGGCGGGCGGUGGGGAGGCGGUCGCGGCGGGGCGAGGCGGAGCCUGGCGGGUCCCGGGCCGAGCCGGAGGCGGACGGCGGAGGUGUGCUUCGUCGCCUGCGCGAGGCCGAGGAGGACCUACGGAUAUCUGAUUUCUGGAGUUCAGCACUGGAAACCAUCAGCCAGUGUCUGAGGAAGCAGCGCGAACAACUGACGGCCACUCUCCCGGAAGCCCUGGGAGGCCUGAGCCUCGGCUCGUCGGCGGGCCCGGGUGGCGGGGAGCGCCCGGCCGCGGCGGCGGGCACCGGCUGCGUGAAGUGCGUGUGCUAUGGCAUCGGGAACUUCGCCUCCUGUGGCAUCGCCAGGACCCAGCUCGCCUUCCUGCUGCUGCUCCUCGGGAAGUGCGGGGUCCCCAGGAGUCACUGCUGCGUCUACGACCCCGUGCUCAGCCCGGCUGAGACGGAAGUGCUCGCCGCCCUCGGAGUGACUGUCCUCGGCGAGAACGAGGAAGGGAAGCGCAGCGUCCGUGGGGAGCGCACCGUCUUCUACAUGCCGCACUGCGGGACGGCCCUGUACAACAACCUGCUGUGGAGCAACUGGUCCGUGGACGCCCUCUCCAGGAUACUCAUCGUCGGGAACAGCUUCCGAGGCCUCGAGGAAAGGUUACUGACGAAGAUUCUGCAGAAAAGUUACCGCUACCUUGCACAGAUCCAGGGAGGCCUGGAGGAGCUUGCCCUGCCUGAGACUCCACAGUACACAGAUGUCUUUAAUGACACUUCUGUCCACUGGUUCCCUUUAACAAAGCUGGAGGGACUCCCAGGGGACCUGUGGGCAGCUCCACAAGAGCCUGACUAUCAGGACUGUGAGGACCUGGAGAUCGUCAGGAAGCAGGCAGCAAGCCCUCCAGACCACUCAUCGUGACCCAGCUGGUUGCUGCUGGACCAGAAGUGCCACCAGACCCUAGUAGCAACUGCAGACUGCCUCCUCUGUGGUGGACACGGAACUGUGAUGGGGACAGACUGAGAACUCAGUAUAAACAGAUGUGCUGCUGAAGUGGCACCAGGCCAACCCUUCCAAAUACAGACAUUUUUAACAAUGA
Molecule: messenger RNA, 1144 nt
Organism: Jaculus jaculus (lesser Egyptian jerboa)
Lineage: Eukaryota; Metazoa; Chordata; Mammalia; Rodentia; Dipodidae
Gene: Srrd
Product: SRR1 domain containing
Exons: 7
Coding region: 1-966 (321 amino acids)
Biological process (GO): microtubule-based process
Cellular component (GO): cytoplasm; nucleus
Source: RefSeq, a predicted model, not a curated record